Messenger RNA from Linum tenue, 1683 nucleotides. Lineage: Eukaryota; Viridiplantae; Streptophyta; Magnoliopsida; Malpighiales; Linaceae. The record is from the annotation of a GenBank genome assembly.
CUUUUUCCUCUCAACAUCUUCAUCCUUACUAUCUCGCCGGCCGCCUUUCCCUUUCUCCUCCCACUCCACUUUAACCUCUUCCACCACUUUCCUCCUUCAUGACGAGCAUGUCCGAUCUCCUUGGAACCCCGGGCUUCGGCUACAACAACUACAACCCACUAGAGGGCAACGAACUCUUCGCCAUCUUCGAGUCCCUCGACCGUCGCGGCGGUGGCACCACCACCACCACCAUCCCCAACUUCCCAGCUUCCUUCGAACCGGCUGCUACAACUCCUGCUGCAGGUGCUGCAGCAGCAGUCAGCUCGAGAGAUCGACGAGCCACGUUGACUUCGCAGAAGUCAACUUCCUCCUCGGCUGCUGCUCCGAGAGAAUUCUCGGAGCAGAUGGUCGAGGUCGAACCCAGGAGCAAGAGACAGAAAACCAUGGCCCCCAUCGCCGUCGAGGUAUGGAAUCAGGAGGACGAGCUAGGCAGCCCUACCGACGGGCUGAACAAGAUGUCUCACAUCACCGUGGAGCGCAACCGGAGGAAGCAGAUGAACGAGCAUCUGGCCGUGCUGAGGUCCCUCAUGCCUUGCUUCUACGUCAAGCGGGGAGACCAAGCGUCGAUUAUAGGAGGAGUGGUGGACUACAUCAGCGAGCUACAACAAAUCCUCCAAUCCUUGGAAGCCAAGAAGCAGCGCAAAGUAAUCUACAGCGAAGUGCUGAGCCCUAGAAUCGUCGCUAAUAGUCCCCGGCCGUCGCCAUUGAGCCCGCGGAAGCCGCCCAUCAGCCCGAGGAUCAUCAACAGCAACUUGCAGCCGAUAAGCCCACGAACCCCGCAGCCCACCAGCCCCUACAAGCCCAGGCCGCCGUCGCUGCUCAGUAGUUCCACUACCAAUGUACACAACAACUACAUCUCGUCGGCUUCCGUCGAGCCGUCCCCAACGACGUCGUCCUCGUCCUCCUCCAACCUCAUGAUGGCUGGCGACGGGGUGAACAACAACAAUAGCAACGAGUUGGUCGCUAAUUCCAAGUCGCGGAUUGCUGACGUGGAGGUGAAGUUCGCCGGCCCGAACCUCGUGUUGAAGACGGUUUCUCCGAGGAUCCCGGGGCAGGCGGUGAAGAUCAUCUCGGCGCUCGAGGACCUCGCGCUCGAGAUUCUCCAUGUGAAUCUCAACACCAUCGAUGAAACCAUGCUCAACUCCUUCACCAUCAAGAUUGGAAUUGAAUGCCAACUAAGUGCAGAGGAGCUUGCUCAACAGGUCCAACAGACAUUCUGCUCCUAAUAUUAUAUAUAUAAUUGCUCUAGCUGAUCUCUCCCUUAUCUCUCUCUAAUGUAAUGUAUGGUUAUGGAUGCUUUCUGUCUAGUUGUCUGGUCGACAAGGAUGUCUCCCAAACCUAACUACUUCCCUUCUUGUUUCUUAAAUUUGGUUUUCUUAUCCUUUUUCUUUGUAAUUUGGCCUUCAAUUAUUGAGGUGUACAACCUAGUAAUAAAAAAAUGACUAUGUAUAUGUCUAGGAAAGGGCAUACUUAUGGGCAUCCCUAACAAUUGUAAUUUUUGGUAGGUGGAGGCAUAAGUUUGUAGUGUACUAGGAUAAACACAUGGUACAUGUAAUGGUGCACCCUAAAUCAUGGACAUUAUUAUUGCUUUUUUUAUUUUCUGCCUUUGAUAAUGACGGUAAUUAGUUCACUUGAUGAUGAGUG